UUGUUGAAAUAUGGCGGUCGUGGUUGCAGUCCGAAUUUCAAACUUCUGUCAAACUAGUCAAACUUUGCAAAUGAUGAGCGAUACGUUUCAUACAGUGAUAAAUAUACAUAUUGACAAAUAAUACAUUACCCAUAUAAAAUAUUGACACAUUAUAUAAACCAAUUAAUUUUCGCGGAUCGUGUCUGGACCUGUAGUGAGAUUAUUAUUGAUGAACAUGAUGAAUCGAGAAUGUGCGAAUGAAAUGUUAGAUACGUGCGUUUAUGACUGAUUGCUUUUAUUUUUCUUACACACUCUUCGCUUUAUAAUGGCUGCGAAUCAUUUAUCAUCAAACCCUCCGGACAUGGGGGACCUGCUGCAGUAUUUUGAGAGUCGCAGUCGAGCCCUUGAUGAGGAGGGUCAGCCCUUGUUGGACAUUGCAGACCUGCAGUUCAUGUCCCUCAUACGCUUCAAUGGGGUUCCAAUCCUACCUCCUGUGCUGACCCCUGGUCGCCGUGACGAAAUGAAGUCUUACAAACGUGAAGCAGUACACAGAGCAGCACGCAUCAAAAGCAAACGCCAGACAGACCUUCAGGCCAAGGUCCAGUCCAUUGUUGCCAGUGUGGAGGAGAAGCGUGCAGCUAAACAGGCAAGCAGGUCAUCCAGUAAGUCAUCAAGCCCUGUAGGCAAGGAGGCCCACAUGACAUCCAAACCAUCAAUGGACCACAAGUCCAAGGCAUCCAAGACAGGAGAGAAGUCAGGGAAUGGAGCUGUGGCUGCAGUGACUGAGGCUUCCUCAAAGUCCCCUAGCAGAUCUUCAUCAGCAAUUUCAGCUUCUGCAGCAUCAAAGUCUGGCUCUGUACCAUUUAAGUCUCAGCCUGUGGGAAGUGGGGAGGCUAGAAAAAGGGACAGCCAUAACUAUAAAUCUCUUGGAAAAAUUGGGUUCUUGGUGAAACAGAAAUCUUAUUCUUCACAGCAUUUGGAUCAGAUUGGGUUAGAGGGUCCAGGGAAAGCAGCUUCCUUGUCCCCCAAACCAUCAGGCCUUUUUCCGCACCCACCAGUGGGUAGGCCUCCUUCACGAGGCAGUGGAUUGAGACAGUCCUCAUCAACUCCUGACCUUCGCACCAUAGAUAUCGCACUUGGUGCUGAAGAUCUGCAUAAGCCAAUGGCAUCAAGACAUUUGUCACCCAAAGGUGGAAGACCGCAGGCUCCUGAAAGAGACAUUAAAAAUGUUCCAGUAGAAAACUCUAGUGUUAAAGGUCUUAAAGAAGACAAACUAAAACGACCUGAAAGCAAAGACAGUAGAAAAAGUAACAAAAUUGAUAAGCAAGAGGUGCGUUAUGACCAAGAGAAUAAGAGAUCAUCAGAGAAAAAAACUUCUGAAAAUGUUGCUCCAAGAUCAGAAAAAAGUCCAAAUAAAGUAAACAGUUCUGAUAUAAAGUAUCAAGACAAUACUCUUCAAAAUCCACUGGCAUUGCUUGAGCAGCAAAUAUCUCAUGAGACAGAAAAUGAGAGAUAUCAGAGGUAUGAAAACAGGAGGACAGGCAGUGGCUCAAAUCAUAAGGAAGAGGUCCGGUCUGAACUGGAUCCAAUUCAGAGAGCAACUGCAGAAUUGUUUCCCUUCCCAAUAUCUGAAGAACAAGCACUGGCUACUCUUGAUUCUUUGCAGCCCGAUUUUGCAUCACUUGAACUAGCUGAAGACCUGCCUAGUGACUACAAUGGCAUACCGUUGACCUCUGACAGGCAAAAGCAGAUAAUACAUAUUUUGACAAAAUUAUCCCAAGCAUUAAAUAUGGAAGAUACGCUUACUUCAACUGGUGGAUUAAAUGUGAAUCAUGAACAAGUUAAGGACCCUAGAGUACAAGGUUCUAAGUCAGAAAACUGGAGCGAUAGUAGAAGUGUUCAUUAUGGUGCUAGUGGUGCAAGCCAGAGACAUUCUGAGCAUGUACCUAGUGGAGACAUUAACGAAUCUCUAUCCAGCAAUCCUGUGGAAAGUGUUUCCAAUUCAAAUUCAUUCCAGAAUACUUCAGGAAAUAGUUCACACUCCAGAUCUAGACUAAGCCCAGGUGCAUCUUCUUCUAUAUUGAGUUCUGCUAGCUCUGUGAGUGCAUCUAAAUCAAGAAUGAGCCCCAAAUCUCUCAAGAACACCGUCCACUUUAAUUCGCUUGUAAAAGAAAUUAGCACAAGUGCAAGUCAGUCUUUUGAAGAUAAAAUUUCGUUUCGGAAGCUUGACAUAACUCCAAAAUCAAGUGAAAAUUUUGACGAUAUGGAAAGUGUAGCUUUACAAGGUGCCAGAAACAACCUGACGGAUACAGUUGCAGCAUCGAGUCACAUAAGUGCAAUGCCAGCUGAGAGGAACAUGCUGAGCAAAGUUGCCCUGAGUCCUAGUGUUGAUUCAUCCGUAAGUUCGCCAGGUGAAAUCCACAACCACAACCCGUUUGAGGAUUACAAUGAAGAUGGUGAGUUUAAUACCUCUGAUAAAGAGAAUGAGUAUAUUCCAGCCGGUGAUGAAAGUCCAGGCAGCGAUGUCCCGACUGAGAUAGAGAGGCGGUCUGGUAGAGGUCAACAGGUGUGGAAUGUGUACACCGCCAGGAUGCCUGCUGGGCCAGUAGGGGAUAACCAUCCAGCACUCUUCUGGAAUGGCAUGAAAAGUGACCUGACAGAGUCUUUGAAAGAAAAGGGGAAAGAUGGUUCUAAUAAGGUGCUACAAGAAAAUAUAUCACAGAGCAAUAUGGACACUCAGUAUUAUUAUGGAACUACCAGUACGGAUCUGGGCAGGUACAUGCAUGAAAAAAUCACUCCCCAUGCUAGUAUUUCUUCUUUUCAAGAAGAAAUUACAAAAUCAUACUUACUGUCUCAACACAAUUUUGGAAAAAUAAGUUUAUCUGUGAAGAAUGAUAAUGCUGAAUGUGAGAAGGAUAACUCUGUCCUAGAUACUUCUGAAGUAAGUGGGGUUGACUUUGAUGAGUCAGUUGUACAUCUGCCUCCUGUUAUUUUCACUGGAGUGCAAAAAUCAUUGCAAGAAAACAGAUCUAUGCUAGAUGAUGAAGCACAAAUAAGAAGCAAUUUGCAGAGAGUUCUGUUGGAAGACUCAGAAUCGGAGAGUGAUACUGGAGAGUCUGAAGAUGAAAUACAUUAUGAAGAAAAAACAGCUGAUGAAGAUGAAAGUGAAUCAGGAAAUAAUAAUCAUACUGACGAGGUGUAUGAAGAACUGUCUAACAAUGGUAUUGACAGUGAUGGUGCUGAAGAAGAAGAACAUCAGGAACAUCAAGACGAUGCUCAAUCUAGUGUACAAGAUGCGAGUCAAAAGGAUUCUGAGACUGUUGAUAAUUCGGAAACGGAUGCUUUAAAAAUGGCUGAAUAUGCUGCUUAUCUGACACAAGUAACUGAACACUCCGAUCAAGUUGAAAAUGAGGAUAAAAUUGUUGUACAUGGUGAAUUAGAACCAGCUAACAUCUAUGGAAAUUCAGGGAAUAAUGAGCUAACAGAAUUGAAAACAUGUUUGGAUGGCAAACAUGAACCUGCUGUGAUUCCAGUUACAGAACACAACAACAGUAAUGAAAAUAAUAAUGAUAUCAUUCAGGUUGAAGAACAGAAUAAUGCUGAAGAGAAUGAAGCUGAUAAUCAGCAGUAUGAUGUUCAAGAAAAUGAGGCCAAGGCUGAACACAUUCAGAAGUACCUUAGUCAAGUGCAUGAACAAUCCCUGUUGCAUGAAGAAGACUCUGAAGAUGAAAAUGCUGAUACAGGCAACAGACAAAAGUCUGAGGAUAUUAUGAACAAUAUAAGUGAGCUGAUACAGACAUUCACUUCAAGGAUUCAGUCAAUGAACCACCUAUCACAAGAGGAGUUAUUCCGGAUGCAGACAGAGCAGUUUGAGCUGAUCCAGAAGCGGCUGAUAGAGCACCAACAGGCCCAACUGGAGGAGCUGUUUGUGUCCCAGAGGAGAGAGCAGAUGAACCUGCAGCAGGAGAUAGAGAGCUACCAAACUCGUAUCAAAGAGAAACAGAGCAGCUUUGAUAUGAUGACUUUGCGCUUCACGCAGCCUAACAACUUGACCCCACAAAUGUCAAGGUCACUUCCGCAAGUUGCGCAAGCAUGGCCACCCACCAGACAGGUGUCUCAGUCUGCAGCAACCAUGAGCCCACCUUUCCAAGUGAAGCCUGUGCCAGUUUCGUACCCGUACCAGAAUCCCAACAUGCCUUUCACCAGCAGCAGCUAUGGGAACAUGCCCUACCCUGCCACUAGACCCUUCAUUGACCCUCGGGCAUUCAUGGAGGCAAACAUCGACAACAGGGCCGGGGUUGGGAUGAGCGUACCCAUGGGCUUUCCUCAGGAUCCAAACAUCAGCUCCAUCAGCCAUAACACGAGCUAUAGCACUAUUCCAUUUGGGGACCCGGGUGUCAUACAUGGGAACCUGAUCACGCAUGUUCCCCAAGUGCCCAGGACUGUGCCCAGUCAGGGCGUGGGCUCCAGCCAGGCCUCCAACCCCUUUAUCUACCCGUCGAGCCCCAGUCUGCUCAUCAAUCCCAAUGACAGGGACAAUGUGUCAGAUGUGAGUGGGUUUGCAAAGGCUACAGCCAAACAACUGGUGUUUUCCAACCAGUCAACACCUGUUCCAGCCAAGCACUACAAACCGAUACAGCACUCACCUAUGAAACAGACUUCAGCUCAGAGAAAUAAGGGCAAAGUCUCGAUUCCAGAGAAGGCAUUUGAGCCAUGGAUGCAGCAGAAGUUUGCCCGAGUGACAGCAGCUGUGAGGGGAUACCUGACCAGGCGGCUGCUGAGAACUAACAAGGUGCAGGAGAUAGUCAAAACCAUCGAUGAUACCAGAAAUUUUGCUUUCAAGUUCCAAUCGGAGACCCCCAUGAGGACAGGGCACCUGUCUAGGGAGGACAGAGUCCUGCUGGAGAGAAUUGUUAACCAGCUGCAGGCAGGCCUUCUGGACAUUCACGAGAUCUUCUUCACCCUCCCCAUGUCUGAGAGGAUGUCCCUGAUUGCCACCCAGAGGCAGCUCGAGCAGGAGAAGCUCAUCAGAGACUCGGGCCGCCACAGUCUUGACAACGUUUCUCGUUCUCAGCCCAAGCUCAGCAAAGCAACAUUGAAGGCAUUGGAAAGGAAAAAGAAAGCUCAACUAGCAGAGGAGGCAGUGUUUGGCAGCAUGGAGUUGCGCCCCAAGUCAGCCCCUCCCACCACCAGCAGUCCUGCCUUGGAUAUCAGUGGGCCUUUACGUCGGCACUACCAUUCUCUCUUUGCCAGGGCGUUGAGACCUAUACAGGGCCAGAUGUCACCUAUAUACCCUGACCAGCACAUCACCGUCAGGGAAUUGAAAGAGAGGCCCAAGACGGCUUCAGAUCGAAGGAAGAGUGAAGGGCAGACCAGGAGCAAGAAAGCCUCAGGAUCAAAGACAUCGAAGUCUAGUGCCAGUACCUCUGCACCAAAAUCCAAGUCCUCAAGCAGCCAAAAGUCAGCUGCAACACAAUCCCAGAAGCAACCACCUUCAGUAGACGCACAGAAGCACUCAAAUGCACCCACAACCACAAUACACAAGCAACCCAAAAAGACUGAAAAAGCCUGGCGGUAAGGCUGGGGAACAGGACCAGGAUACUUAAAUCUAGUUUUAAUAGUUUUAAUUAUUAACCUUUUCUGUUAAUCUUAUAGCAGAUAUUGUGAUAUAAGUUAUAAUUUAAACUGUUUGUGUUUGAAAAUAAGAUAUAAAUAUGUAUUGAUUGGACAGGAAAAUAACAGAGAUGUUACAAAGCUGUUGCACAUGUUAAAGCUCUUAAUUGGGCAGGUGCUUGUAUGAAACUUUUGAAGCGACUGCUGUAUUCAUUGAAGAUAAUUGCUUAUAACAUUUUCAAAGUUUAAGUUCAUGUACCAGUAUAAUGUGAUUGUCGUCAGAUUGUUCUAUUGUCAGUCAAGAAUUGUUGUUAUUGUUGUGCAUGCUUCUGAUAUCUGUGUUCCUAUGUGUUUACCAUACUGUGUUCUGUAAUCACAUCAUGUAUUUCUAUUAUUGUCCCCUACCGGUUUCACCGGAGGGGACUUAUGGUUUUUGCUCUGUCUGUCUGUCAGUCUGUCAGUCACACUUUUCUGGAUCCUGCGAUAUCUUUAAAAGUUCUUAAUAUUUUUUCAUGAAACUUGAAACAUGGAUAGAUGGCAAUAUGGACAUUAUGCGCGUCAUUUCAUUGUGUUCCUACGUAAAAAUUCUGGUUGCUAUGGCAACAAAUAGACUAGAAAUACUGCUGAAAAUGGUGGUUUUCUGGAUCCUGCGAUAACUUUAAAAGUUCUUAAUAUUUUUUCAUGAAACUUGAAACGUGGAUAGAUGGCAAUAUGGACAUUAUGCACGUCAUUUUAUUUUGUUCCUACAUCAAAAAUUCUGGUUGCUAUGGCAACAAAUAAAAAAUAAAAAAUCUGACAAUGGUGGGAUUUCUGACAAUGUUGCUAUGGCAACAAAUAGACUAGAAAUACUGCUGAAAAUGGUGGUUUUCUUCAUCCUGCGAUAACUUUUAAAGUUCUUAAUAUUUUUUCAUGAAACUUAAAACAUGGCUAGAUGGCAAUAUGGACAUUAUGCACGUCAUUUCAUUUUGUUCCUACGUAAAAAAUUCUGGUUGCUAUGGCAACAAAAAAAUUAAAAAAUUCUGACAAUGGUGGGGUUUCUGACAAUGGUGGAGCCGGUAGGGGACUAUAUUGCUUGGCAAUAGUCUUGUUUCUAUUUAUUUUCCGUGUAUUUAUUUAUGCAAUAUUAUUGCCAUUUACCCUGUGUAUAAUAGAGCAAUGGGCUUAGAUAGUCCUCUAAUUCAGUUUGACCAUGUUUGCUUGCAUUUCAGUGAUCUCCCUUAGAUAGGUAGCCUGCUGUUUGACACUGACACUUUUUAUGCCUCUUUAUUUGUUUAGGUUUCAGUUUCUUAGCUCCAUGCUGUCUGAACAGAUACGCAUUGAGAGGAAUCAUGUGUUUUGAUUUUUUUUCAUGUUUGAUUUGUGUCAAAUGGUAUGAUUUAUUCUUGUAUAAAUACUAACGCUGUUUGUUCAAUUAUUGGUUUAUACCUUAAAUUUAAGUGAGAGCUGUUAUUGAUCAAUAAAUACUUCUAAAAGAGCAA
Messenger RNA from Dreissena polymorpha, 7070 nucleotides. RefSeq lists its product as uncharacterized. The record is from RefSeq and is a predicted model, not a curated record. Bases 305 to 5557 code for a protein of 1750 amino acids. Gene Ontology annotation, biological process: regulation of cytokinesis; centrosome duplication; centriole replication. Lineage: Eukaryota; Metazoa; Mollusca; Bivalvia; Myida; Dreissenidae. The transcript has 15 exons. Gene Ontology annotation, cellular component: centriole. Gene Ontology annotation, molecular function: protein binding.